CUUUGUUCCCUGGGGAUAAGAAUAAGAAAAGAAAGAAAAUGAAACCUUCUGCUUUCCCUCAGGACCCAGGAAUGAAUUCCUACCUGUUCCUUUUCAUCCUUUUCUUUGUUAUUUCACCUGUUAAUAAUGCGGGCCCUGUCCAGUUGACAGUGAAUGGACCACUCCACCCAGUCACUGCCUCUUUGAGUGAGGAUAUUGUGCUACGCUGUCAUCUGUCCCCCAGAACAAGUGCUGAAAACAUGGAGAUAACAUGGUUUCGCUCCCAGAACUCUUCCUAUGUGCAUCUUUAUCACAGUGGCAAAGAUCAUUUGGAAAAGCAGCAGCCAGAAUACCAAGGAAGAACAGAAAUUUUGACAGAUGGCAUUGGCGACGGAAAAAUUGGCCUGAGAAUUCUUAAUGUCAGCUUUUUUGACGAAGGACAGUACCACUGCUCUGUUAAGAACAGGAGCUUCCACCAGGAAGCCAUACUGGAUAUAAAAGUGGCUGCAUCAGGUUCCAGUCCUCUGAUUUCAAUUGAAAGCUAUCAGGAGAAGGGGAUAUACUUGGUUUGUCGAUCCUGGGGUUGGUACCCAAAGCCUGAGGUCUGGUGGAGAGAUCCCAGUGGGAGGCAUCUACCAUCACUGUCUAAGGAAAUAUCCCAGAAGAACAAUGGGCUGUUUGAAGUACAGAAGGGUAUUCUCUUAACAGGGAGUUCAAAUCAGCCCUUGACCUGUGUGGUCAGGAACAUCCUCCUCAACCAGGAAAAGGGAUCAACUAUUCACAUGGCAGAUAACCUCUUCACAAUGAUUUCCUCUUGGACAGCUGGUCUGUGUGUAUCGCUCCUAAUAUCUUUUGGCCUCGUUAUUGCUAUUCUUUAUUUGAUUAACAGAAACAGAAAGCUCAUCACAGAACUGAGUUGGAGGAAAAUGGUGGUGCCAAUAGAGAAAGCCAACGUAACACUGGAUCCAGACACAGCAAACCAUGACUUGAUUCUGUCUGCAGACCAGAAGAACGUCAUACAAGGCUUCAUGUGGAACAGUCUCCCUGACAAUCCUCAAAGAUUUGACACGGAGCGCUGCGUGUUGGGAAAGGAGGGGUUUUGCUCGGGGAGGCAUUACUGGGAAGUGGAAGUGGGCGAAGAUGGGUACUGGGCCGUGGGUGUGGCUCGGUACUCUGUAAAGAGGAAAGGGAGGCUCAGCCUUGAUCCUGAUGAAGGAAUCUGGGCUGUGGAAAAGUACUGGGUCCAAACUGUCCAGUACCAAGCUCUUACCAUCCCACAGACUCCUCUGCCUCUACGAAAGAGACCCCGGAAACUUGGGAUUUAUUUGGACUAUGAGUUGGAACAGGUGGCUUUUCAUGAUGUCAACCACAAGAUGCACAUCUUCACAUUCUCCUCAGCAGAUUUCAAUGAGGAGAAGAUUUUCCCUUUCCUGCAUGUGGGGGUAGGAUGCUGGCUUAGACUGCGCCCUUGAUAUCUUCCUUGUGAUGGGGUCACCCACUACCCAUUUAACACAGCAGGCCCUAACAUUAGGCAGGGUGAGGCAACUGCUCUACUGGUUUGGGAUGUUAUAGAUAGAUCAAAAAUGGAAACUUCAAAUAAUUUGUGAUUUUAUUUUUACUUCCAGAGCUGCCAAGAUGGCCAACAUUAGAUGCUACAUUAGUGUAUGUGUUUUGGGUAGUGCUUGCUACUUUGCCCCAAGCAGCUGAGUGUUGGGCUUGCCUUGAAGUACAUUCAGUGAAAAACUGGGUAUUGGAGAGGGGUUUAUUUUAACAGUAGAUGGAGCAAAUAGAUGGAGCCAAUCCUACAUCUUACCUCCCUGUAGCUGGCAAACUGCUUUGGGCAGCUUUGUUCUUUCAUAGGGCCUUAUCACACAGGGAAAAUCAGGGGGAAAUUAGGGGGUUAAACAGCGAUUAUCUCAUGCAAAACAUGAUAUUGCAAUUAAGAUUUUCACACACAUCACAAUGAAACUGACAAUAAACAUUCAACAAUCAGGCAAUAAACAGCAGCAAAUCAUUUUUGGGAUUUCCCUGUGAAUGAUUUAUUGCUAUUUAUUGUCCGUUUAUUUUCUGUUUAAUAGCAAUGUCGUGUGAAAAUCUUAACUUCGAUAUCGCAUUUUGCAUGGGAUAAUCACUGUUUAAACCCCCAAUUUUGCCCCGGUGAUAAGGUUCAUAGUCCCAAUCCUGGAAUGUAUCAGUACUAAACAAUUAUAGCAGUUUAAUAGUCAUGGUUCUAUCCUAUGGACUCCUGGGAAUGUGAAGAUGUACUUAGAACACUCUAAUGCCUUCCCUGAUUGACAGCACUAAAAGUAUCUAAAUAACAAGACUAUGACAAUGAAAGUGGCAUAUAACUGGGUGGUAUAGAUACAUUUUUGGUUGGUUGUGAUGAACCAGGGGAAAAUUUGUAGAGCAGAAGCACAGAGGUCAAGCAAUAAUAUAUCAUAAUAAUACUAGGAAGAGAAAAGGGAGCAUGAUGAUUCAGUACAGCCAGUAUUAUUUGAAUGUUGGACUUUGGGAGGUCAUGGAAACUCAUUUGGUAACCUUUGGCAAGUUGCACUCUCCCAGCCUCAGAGGAAGGCAGCAAAAAAAAAAAAAAAAAAAUGCUAUGAUGAGCUUGCUGAAAGUUGGUGAUGACUUGAAGGCACAUAACAACAAUGAAGAUUCAGGCCUUGUUCCUGUUCUUAUUACUGUUGAAGUCACUAUCUUACACAUACCUUACAUAAAGAGAGAGCUUUAUUUGGGGUGGAUGAUGAGAAGGAAACACAUGCCUAUCACUGUGGGAAUCACUGUGUUUAUAAGCACUAAAACUUUUUUGUGCAUUUAAGGCAAGGCAAUGCACAUCCUACUUGUGUGCUUCUCCACUGGUAUCUUUUGUGAACCAUUGUAGUUCGGGCCAAAGUAGUAGACUCUGCAAUCCAGGGUUCUAUUCCCAGUUCAGCCAUGAAGCCCACUGGGUGAUCUUGGGCAAAUCACACUUUCUCAGACUUAGGGAAAGGCAAUGGCAAACCUCCUCUGGACAAAUCUUGCCAAUAAAACCCCAGGAUAGGUUCACCUUAGGGUUGCUAUAAGUCAGAAACAACUUGAAGGUACCCAACAAAAGCGAAGUAUAGUGUUAGCACACUGGAAAUGUGAAGUCAUUCUCAAAGGAAGGGGUAUGUUUUCUCAUGGAAGCUUCACAUGCCAUGAAAUACUGUAAUAGAUAAAGGGGUCUGAUUUUGGGCCACAUGGCACUUGGGUAUUCUUAUAUUACAGCAGCACAGCUCUCUGUGUUUCUAAGCUUGUUCACAUGGUAGAUACUGGGAAGGGAAUUAGAGAAUAAACGCAGGGAUUGAAUGAGGAAGCAGUGAUGCAAGUGUAAAACCAAGAGCUUUCUCCCCCCCCCCCCCUUUUGCAAUAUCCUUUUCUGGUUUUCUGCUGAUAUUGCAAAACUGUGAUCCCAUGUCACACAUGUGACAGUUGGGAAACUGAGGGUUUCAACCUCACAGUCAUAGCAUUAUAUACCAUUUUAACCACCAUGGCAAUAUCCUGUGGGUUCCUGGGAUCUGCAUUUUAGGAAUUUGGAAUUUUCCACUGGAGAGCUCUAGUGCUUCAGUAAACUACAAAUCUCGGAAUUCCAUAGCCAUGGCAGUUGUGGAAUAUGAGGGUUUAGACUAGGGGUGAAGGACAUAUGGCCUUCCAUCUUACGUUAGACUGCACUUGCCACUAUUGGCUAUGCAGGUAAGGCUAAUGGGAGCUGCAGUCUAAUGCCAUCUGGAAGGCUAUGGUUCCCAUCUCAGCCUCAAACAAAAUGUGAUGCUCUCUCAUUCUCUUAGCCCUUCACUUGUGAUAGUGGGUAUAAUACUGGCUUGUGUUUUGAGACUGGGAGAAAAAUCUACAUUUUAGUCCCAACUGUUGAAGACCAUGAUAUUGUCAUUAAUGACUGAACAACUAACUAGUGCAGAUUUUUUGUUAACUCAUAAUCUCUGUAACAUCUUAGUAAUAAACAACCAACCUUGAGUUUAUGAACUUUGUGAUGAUUUGCCACUUGCUUUUAAAUUUGUCCUCUGUUUCAAUUUGUCUGUAGUUCUAUUUAUGGAUCCUCAGUUCUACCCACUCAACAGCCGGGAGCUUUAGUAUGUCCCACAAUUACAAGUUUCCCCUCCAUGGCUGGAAAAAUGAACAUUGUUCCUUACCUGUGAGAUGGGGAGAUUCCACCCCACUUGGAGCCGAGUUGCAUUCUUGGAACUGGUGACAGGAGGCAAAGAGGUUCCUUGUAGGAUUUUCUUUCUCUUUCCUUUGCUUAUUUCUUCUUCUGUGCAAUUGUUGCUAUCUUCUUUUUGACUGUUACACGGACUGAACUGUUUGUGGGCUUCUGCUCAUACUGGCUGCUACUAUGAACGUUGUCCUACCUAUCAGAGCAUAUGAGGAGGAACAAUACAAUAGAGCCAGCAUGGCAUAGUAGUUUGAGCAUAGAGCUACAACUCUGGAGACCAGGCCAUAAAAACCACUGGGUGACCUUAGCCAAGUCACACUCUCUCAGUCUCUGGGAAAGGCAAGAAAACCCCAUGAUAGGUUUGCCUUAGGGUCCCCAUAAGUUGGCUUGAAGGGACACAACUACCACACUAUGGGAGGUUUCCCCAUCCACUGCUGUUUCAGCAGCAACUGAGAAUGGACUGCAUACAUAAUUACUUAUCACACUGCUCUCCAGCAUCUCAGAAAUGACAGUUGGGUGGAAAUGGCUUCAAAAACAGGGUUUUGGAGGGAACCACUGAUAGACGUAGCUAUGUCUUCCAGCGUGGGAUCUCAGCAUAAUUGCCCAGUUUAAAUGGUAUUUGAAGAAGCAAUGAAGGUGUUGUCAAAAGUAUAAGGCCUUGAAGAUUUUUACAUACCAUUUGUAUGGCUCUAAAAACUGCAUCAUUUUCUGUGCUGAAAAGAGUGUUGUCAGAUCACACACCAACUUGUCCUUUCAGUUGUGCUAAUUCACCAAAGCUCUGUUUGGAAAAAAAUGUUCCGGUCCAAUUUCUUUUCUUCCCUAAUUCUUCCCUUCAAGUUGCCUGUUGACUUAUGGUGACCCCAUGAAUUUCAUAGUAUAUUCUUAUAUAAAGAAUACUCAAACAGUCAGUUUUGACAAUUACUUCUGAAGUACAGCCUACAGCACCUGGUAUUCAUUGGAAGUCUCCCAUCCAAGUACUAACCAAGUCUGACCUUGCUUAGUGUCCAAGAUCAGAUGGGAUCUGGUGCCUUUAGGGUAUUUAGGAGUUAAAGGCACAAUAAAGAACACAGUCAUGAAUCCAUUUUUAUUUCAUUUAAUCUCCUUUGACUUUUAGUUAAUACAGAACUUGUUACAUUUGUUCGAUUGCUUUGCCAGUUUUUGCUUGCACUUGAUUGGUUUAUUUCUAGCUAUGGUUCCUUUUUCUAUGAUUUAUUGGAUGCAUAUUUCACUUUUCCCCAGAGAAACCUCAUUACUUUCACAAUACAAGAGUUUUCUUGCAGUAAAACCUACUCAACACUACUCUGCUAUAUUUGAUUAAAAAAUCAGUGCAGGGAGCUCAAUGCACCUUGCUCUUAUGUUGAAGGGAAAAACAGAGAUAUCAUAAUGGAGUGGAAGUGCCAGCCUGCGAAGGUAUCUUAAGACAGAAUGAAUAGGUGUGUCCUGUUCAGAACUUCCAGCUGGGCAUAGCUGGGUAUCCAGCACAACAAACGCAAUCCACAUUUUACAUUUAACAUAGGCGUAGAGAAGACGAUGGCUUAAAAAUCCGGAAAAAAGGGAAGACUUCGUCCCCUUGAAAAUCAAUUGACUGGAAAAUAAAGAGACGGGUCAUAUCUUCAUCAUAAAAAUCCACUGUUCCAUCAUCAUAGUUCAGAUACACCCGGAUCUCUACUGGAUAAUAGUUUAGAUCCAGAAGGGUAGGUGGUGAUGUAAGACCUUUGUACUGAUCAUUAUAACGUGCCAGAGCCCAGAUUCCCGAAUCUGGUUCAAUAUCAAGUUUCUCCUCCCUGUCCACAGAUCCUUGGGCUACACCUACUGCCCAGUAUCCUUCACUCUCUACAUCCACUAUCCAAUAAUGUUUUCCUGAGGUGAAGCCCUUCCUUCCAAGCACACAGCGAGUACCCUCAAAUCUUUUGGAACUGUAGGGCAGAUCCUGACGGCUUUUUGCCCAAUGUACACUUUUCAGAUCUUGAGACACGAUGUACCGAUGAUGGGCUGUUUCUGGAUCCAGCAUCACGUUUUCUGAAAGUGAAUCAACAUGGUGAUGAAUAAAACUUGCAGUAGCCCCUGUACUCAACACACCAAUUUUUUUGUGUUGACUGUUUUGGUUUUAUCUGUGCCCGUAAGAGCCAGCUUCCAUUGCCUGUGCCAUGUACCAAGAUGUAGGAUGAUAAGGACCACAUGCCUGAUGAACCCAACAGUGUAUCAUUCUGCAUAGACUCAGAGUCUAUCUGCAUGCUAAUCUGGAUUCUUCCUUGAGAAUCAACUGUGUAAUGCUGAUGAGAAAAGAGCUACUCCAAUAAGUAACCCAGGGGAACAACAUGCAAUAUGUCAUAUCAUCAAGAACAUUUUAGGGCAUGUCUAUGCAGUUAUGUAACUAUUUGCAUCCUUUCACAUGUGCACAGACCUAUGAUGUGGGAUAGUGUAGGAGUGGGAAUCAGGCAGUUUACUGACUCCAUGAGAUUCCAAAACUCUUUUGCAUCUCUUCCCAAAAUCUAUCCAGCCCCAACAUCUAUAAUUUAUAUCUAAAGAUAUAGUGCUGAAAAACUCCUAAGCUUAUCGCACUAUACUCUCAAAGCAUUGCUAUUCCACUUUUACUGCUCUGGCUGCCUCCUGCUGCAUUUUGAGUUUGUAGUUCAGUGAGGCCUAAGAGCUCGCUAGCUGAGAAUUCUAAAUGCCCCUCCUUAAUCUGCAAAUCCCAAAAUGAAACAGAAGGCAGCCAGAGCAGUUAAAGUGGAAUAGCAACAUUUUAAGAGUGUAGAGCGAUAAUCUCCUAAUUAGAAUCAUGCCUCUAAGUGUCAUGAUUCUCCUCCAAAAGCACAGAUACCUUACAUUUUCUUUUAAGUAAAUGCCUCUUUAAAAUGAAAAAAUAAAUCCUGGUCAUUUAGUUUGCAUUAGGAAGAGCUGGUAUGGAUCCUGAAGGAUCUGGGCCCAUGGAAAAAGGAUCCAUGAUCCUUGAAAGUUUUCACUCCUGUAAUACAUGAUUUUCCAUCAAAUGACCUUCAAAACUUCAUUAUUAUACCAUAAAGAGAUGCCCCAAAGAGAAUUAUUCCAGGGAUUGAUCCUAUGAAUUUGGCCCCAAAAUGUAAGCCUUUGACUUAAAUUCUGAACAGAGAAGAUGCAUGAGGUCCUUAGUGUGGCUGUUGUCAAUAGAGGGUCUUGGAGGUCUCUUAUUUUUAGAGUUGCCAUAGAUUAAAGCUGACUUGACAAGUAAUUAACAGCAACAACAACAUAAGAUCCAUUGUUGGCUCUCCCAACAUUUCAGUUUUUAUUUAAAAACAGGUGAGGAUUGGGAUGCUGACAGUGGGCAGUUUGAGAAGAGUUGUACCAUUUCUUCCAGUUCAAAUUUCUCUGGAACCUUCUUAGCAACUUGAGGGGGGGAUUCUGAUUAGGAAAAUUAUGCAAGGACUAAACUCUCACUGCACUCCAGUCCAGCUUUGGUCCCUUGGUAUGUUUUAACCAAAAUUAGGAACAUCAGGAGAGCAAAUCAUGGACUCCCACCUCCCUCCCCACAUCUCAUUUGGUCUAGCUCUAAGCUCUCUCUAAGAUAGAAGCUUACCUUUUAUCCAUGUUGGCUUUGAUGGUUUCUCUAUAAAAAGUAAAAAGGAGAAGACAAAGUAAAAAAAUCUGAUUAUAGA
Sceloporus undulatus (fence lizard) is the source of this 7803-nucleotide messenger RNA. RefSeq names its product butyrophilin subfamily 3 member A3-like. The record is from RefSeq and is a predicted model, not a curated record. Bases 39 to 1451 code for a protein of 470 amino acids. Gene Ontology annotation, molecular function: protein binding. Lineage: Eukaryota; Metazoa; Chordata; Lepidosauria; Squamata; Phrynosomatidae. The transcript is spliced from 7 exons.